AGAAUGUUUAUCGCGGGGUUUUCAAUCAGUAUAUAUACAGGUUAGUUUCUGAUUUGAGACAUACGACGACUUCCUACAGCAUCAGGAGAGACAGAAAAAGUUCAGAAGAAAUGUCUGGCCAGGGAAUUGUGGUGAUAGACUUGGGCACUGGGAGUGUCAAGGCAGGUCUGAAGGGUGAUAGCAGUCCCACGUGUGUACUGACAGCAAAACAACAAAAGGGUGUCCUUAAUGGCGGGUAUCCUGUCGAAAAGGGACUUGUGACAAACUGGGAAGGCGCCGAACAACUUCUCCGCAAUACAUUUACAGCACUGGGUGUCAAGCCAGAAGAGUAUACCAUUCUCUUAUGUCAGCCUAUGACAAAUACGGAACUUAACAAACAGAAAAUUGUCCAGGUCCUGUUUGAGAGGUUCAACGUGCCAGCUGUUUUCUUAGCCUACACCAACGUCUUGUCCCUGUAUUGUACGGGGAAGCUGAAUGGGGUUGUGAUGGAGUCCGGAGCAGGGGUAUCGAAUUGUGUGGCCAUUUACCAAGGAUACGCAAUGCUUGACUCUGUCGUGUCAAGUGACUUGACCGGUAACCAACUCACAGCCUUUGUCGCACAAAAACUGAAUCAUCCCGGAAUUGAUUUUGAAACUGUUGACGAAAUCAAAAAGAACACGUGUAGCUUGGGCCCCUCUGCUGAAGUCAAGAGUUAUACACUUCCUGACGGAAGUUCUAUCGCUGUAAACCAAGAUGCACAAAGGGCACCAGAGAUCUUAUUAGAUCCCACCAUAGCUAACUUGGACACGAGAAGUAUUCCACAAACCAUAGUAGACUGCAUCGAGAAGGUCCGCGCAAAGCACGGAGAGGAUCGUGCCAGAGAACUGUAUGGCAAUAUCAUAUUGUCUGGAGAAAAUUUUCUUUUCAGCGGAAUAGCUGACCGUGUGCAGGACGAAAUAAAAUCUAAGAUGGCUGGAGUCAGUGGAAUAAGCGUGACGAAAGCAGCUCCGUGCUCAGCAUGGAUUGCGGGAUCUAUCCUCGCCUCGCAUGAAACGUUCGAUGGACUUCUUUUAACAAAGGCUCUGUACGAAGAGAAGGGAAUACAAAGUAUUGAAGGCAAAUUCUAAUUUUGGCCGUCACUGCCAGAAGACUACUUCAGACUUUGUAAUAAAGUAACUACAGAAAAUAUGUGUAAGAUUGCUUUUGAUAACGAUUAUGAACUGAUACCCUGUCAUCGAUCAAUUGUUUAAAUAUUAAUCAUAGUUUAUCAAUACUUUAUCACCGAUCAUAUCAUCUAAAAAUUAACGUUUUAAACGCAAUCAUAAUGCAUUCUUUGACCCUCUACCAGUGUCGUUUAUUAUAC
Messenger RNA from Ylistrum balloti, 1342 nucleotides. RefSeq lists its product as uncharacterized. Bases 111 to 1106 code for a protein of 331 amino acids. NCBI's taxonomy places the organism in Eukaryota, Metazoa, Mollusca, Bivalvia, Pectinida, Pectinidae. The record is from RefSeq and is a predicted model, not a curated record. The transcript is spliced from 2 exons.